AUGCUAUUAUUCACGCCGUGGUUUUGGCUCAGUGCUGGUGGCUUCCUUGCGGUGGCUUAUAUCGUCAAAUGUCUAAGCUCGCCUCUGAGAAAACUGCCAGGCCCAGCCUACUCAAUCUUCACAUCAGUCGUCUUGAAAUGGCAUGAGUUCCAUACCAACAGGACAAGAUACAUCCAUCGACUGCACCAGAAGUAUGGACCCGUAGUGCGGAUCGGGCCCAACGAGGCGGCCUUUGCGUCGCAGACUGCAGUCAAGGAGAUCUAUUGCUCGGGUGGAAGCGGGUAUGACAAGACUGAGUUCUACGACCUAUUCAAGGUCUAUGGUCGAAGGACUAUGUUCACGACGUUGAAUAAAGAAGAUCAUGCAAGGAGGAGACGCAUCCUUGCAGAUCGUUAUGCAAACAGCAAUGUAAUGCGCCAGCCAUCACUCAACGGUAUCGUACACCGAUCCAAAAAUGUCCUGAAGAGGUGCACCGAGUCUGUCGGUGGGAGUCUUGAUCUCUAUAUCGCUCUCCACGCAUAUGCGUUUGACUGUGUCACCCAUCAUCUGUUCCACCCCUACGGUGUCGAUUCUCUACAGAGCGAGAAGGAUGAGGAGAUCAUGCGCGAGGUGGCGUUCGACGACAGCCUGCAGAACCGUCUCGUCGAGUUCUACAAUCCCCUGCUACACAAAGUCAUUGGCAAAGUGCUGUACCUUUUUGCCAAGCCUCGUGAGACGCCUCUGGCUGACGACUUCGUCCUAAGUGCAAGCGGUGGAGAAUCGCCAGCUGUCUUCACGCUACUGAGCCGCAUGCGCGAGAAGCAGCACGACAUGGAGCAACUAGACAUUGCGGCCGAGAGCCUGGACCACAUGGCCGCUGGGAUCGACACGACCGGCGACGCGCUGUGCUUCCUCAUGUGGGAGCUGUCGCAGCCUUCGUCUCUGCACCUGCAGCGGCGGUUGCAGCAAGAACUGACACAAGAUCCAGACACGCAAUUUGACAAAUUGCCCUUCCUCGAGGCGGUUGUGCAGGAAGGGCUGCGAUGCUUUCCGGCCAUCCCAAUGUCUCUGCCUCGCUACGUCCCUCGAGGCGGCAGGACGAUCGAUGGCUAUUUCGUGCCGGAGAAAACUGUCGUCAGCUGCCAGGCGUACUCCGUGCACCGGAUCGACGAGAGAGUAUUCCCCGAGCCCGACAAGUUCGACCCGGACCGCUGGUUGGAAGAGGAAGGGGACGCAGAGAGGAAAAGGUUGUCUUUUGCAUUUGCCAAUGGUGGCAGAGGAUGCAUCGGGAAACAGUAA
This is a messenger RNA of Thyridium curvatum, 1278 nucleotides long. RefSeq lists its product as uncharacterized. The transcript is spliced from 6 exons. Bases 1 to 1278 code for a protein of 425 amino acids. The record is from RefSeq and is a predicted model, not a curated record. Lineage: Eukaryota; Fungi; Ascomycota; Sordariomycetes; Thyridiales; Thyridiaceae. Gene Ontology annotation, molecular function: iron ion binding; heme binding; oxidoreductase activity, acting on paired donors, with incorporation or reduction of molecular oxygen.